Messenger RNA from Drechmeria coniospora, 861 nucleotides. RefSeq names its product mitochondrial hypoxia responsive domain-containing protein. NCBI's taxonomy places the organism in Eukaryota, Fungi, Ascomycota, Sordariomycetes, Hypocreales, Ophiocordycipitaceae. Gene Ontology annotation, cellular component: mitochondrion. The record is from RefSeq and is a predicted model, not a curated record. Bases 1 to 861 code for a protein of 286 amino acids. Gene Ontology annotation, biological process: mitochondrial respirasome assembly. The transcript has 4 exons.
AUGAACAAUGUCCAUUAUUCGCCACUCCCAGUGGACGAACCUUGGCGGGAUUCCAGGCGGCAAGCUGCCGCUAUUAACUCACAGUGUGACGGUAGGCGGUGGCUUCGGCAAUCAACUAUUUCUGCUCCGCAACGCCCCUCGACCCGUCUCCUCGCCGUCUACGCUGCUGAGUCGCAGUUCAAGAUGGCGAACAAACUGCCACCUCCCUAUUCGGGAUCCAUGCCUUCGUCGUUUGACGAUGAUCAGGAGUUUUACAAUGAGCGACCGAUGCAUAAGAUCUUCCGAAAGAUUAAAGAGGAGCCUCUUGUACCUCUUGGCAUCGGCCUCACCGUCUUCGCUUUUGUCAACGCCUACCGCGCCCUCCGCCGCGGCGAUUCUCAACAAGCCAACAAGAUGUUCCGCGCUCGAGUCGCCGCGCAAGGCUUUACUGUCAUCGCCAUGGUAGCCGGCAGCAUGUACUACAGCCGUGACCGCGAGAAAAGCAAGGAACUCCGCAAACUCCACGAGGAGCGCGACGCCGAGGAGAAGCGUCAGAAAUGGAUUCGCGAGCUCGAGGUACGCGAUGAGGAGGACAAGGCGAUGAAGGCGAUGAUAAGCCAGCGCCGACAGCAGAACCGGGCUCUGUCCGAAGGGGAGGCGCCAGCCCAGAUGGAAGCAGAUUCCUCCAGGACGCAGGGAACGGGAGGAAUACUAGGUAAAAUGGGACUCUGGUCGCAGGCCGAGACGACAGCGGCGGAGAACGAGGCGACGAAGGCUGCGGAAGCCGACGAGAGGCCAAAAAGGAACAACCCCAGGAGCUCGUUGGGGAUGAUCGGGGAAGCCAUUGCCGCUGGGAAGAAUGAGGAGCCACCGAAGAAAUAA